Messenger RNA from Macrobrachium nipponense, 1461 nucleotides. RefSeq names its product glutamate receptor ionotropic, kainate 2-like. NCBI's taxonomy places the organism in Eukaryota, Metazoa, Arthropoda, Malacostraca, Decapoda, Palaemonidae. Bases 1 to 1461 code for a protein of 486 amino acids. The record is from RefSeq and is a predicted model, not a curated record. Gene Ontology annotation, molecular function: glutamate receptor activity; transmitter-gated monoatomic ion channel activity involved in regulation of postsynaptic membrane potential. Gene Ontology annotation, biological process: synaptic transmission, glutamatergic; modulation of chemical synaptic transmission. The transcript is spliced from 9 exons. Gene Ontology annotation, cellular component: plasma membrane; postsynaptic density membrane.
AUGAGAGAAAUGACCGACGUUCCAGAUAUGGAUGAGAGAAUAAUGAAGCAAGAGGUCGAUAUGGCCUGGACAUGCCCUUUCACUCGUUACACAACCCGUGGUUUCCCCGUAGGGGGUUACCGCUGUCAGGCGCACUAUGAUGCUGGAUCCUUUUCCGCCAAUGCCCUGCGAUUUCUGUGGAAAAGCGGCGUCCGUGGCAUCGCUGUCAGAAAAGUGGGUGUUGGGGGUCCUUCCGAAUUGGAGGAUCAGCUGUUGUCGUCCGAUCUCAAUGUUGGAUUUCUUAUGCGACCUGGAGACCUCGAGUUCUUUACGAAGGUGACUUUUGCCAUUUCAAACAAGACAUCACUAUCUGUAGAACUGAAGGAAGUUUAUAACCUCGUUGCUGAUCUUCCUCCAAAGAUACAGUCUUUGGGGACUUGGACCAAGGAAGGUCAGAUGAACUAUCGUGAAGGCUUCAUGGAUUCAGAGGAGGUCAAACCUAACAGGACUUCAUCUACGAUGCACUACGUUAGACGACAUUUUGGAAAUGUAGAAAUCACAGGUGGAUAUGCUGGGGACGUGUGGCACACUUUGCAGGAUAGAUUAGGAUUCACAUACUCUUGCCGUCAACCGCCUGAUGGUUUGUGGGGGAACCCAACAAAUGGUGUUUGGAAUGGACUUGUGAAAGAGUUGCUGGAUAACAAUGCUGAUGUGGUCGUCACUGCUUUAGAUAACAGUAAUGCCAGAGUUAGGGUACUUGAUUUUCUCUUGGGUCUCAAGGAAAUUGGGUAUCAGCUUGUAGUCCGUCGUCCUGGACUGAUGGAAAGGACAUGGACUAGUUUUACCAGUGAGUUGGUUCCAGCUGCAUGGCUGGCAACAGUAGCCUUUGCAUUGAUGGUUCCACCUUUCCUUUGUUUUUCUUCAAAAUUUUCCCCUCAAGAAACAGAGAGGAUAUCCUUGAAAGAUGCAUACAUCCUCACCAUUGGAGCUUUUACUGUUCAAGGAUCCUGGCUGGAGGUGAGGAGCAUCUCUACUAGAAUUAUUUUUAUAACAAUUUUCUUUACAACAUUGCUUGUGUAUGCCCACUACACAAGUGCCCUUGUGUCUUUGCUGACAGUCGCAUCAACCUCUACUCACAUAACUAGCUUGCAGAGUCUGCUGGAGGAUGGAACAUACUCUUUUGGCUUUCAGAGAGAUAUAUCUGUUCAGAGUUAUUUUGAGACUUCACAGGGAGGGCUUUUUCACAAUGUUUGGAAGCAGCUGGUGUUGGGGAAUCCAAGCAACCUACCUACCACAGAUGAUGCUGGAAUAACAUGGGUACUUGACAAAAAGUAUGUCCACAUGAUUGAGGAAAAUCUGUACCGAGCAAAAUUCAGUAGUGCUUGUGACACAGUGAUGGUUAGAGGAAAAUAUUUCACCCAGCAGACAGGUUUUGCACUUCAGAAGGGAUCACCCUUGCAGAAAAUAUUUAAUCAUCAGUAA